AUGGGGCAAUCGAUAAGUGGUUUGAUGAACGGAAGGAGGAAGAAGUGAAAGGAGGAAUGGUGCUUUGCUUUAGGUGUCAGUCUUAUAGCCGCCUUCGUGUAAUUGAGGUGGAUAUUUGUGAAAAUGGGUGGCAAUGAGAGUAUCUUAACAACUGAACAAUUGGAAGAGUACGCAGAAUUGACAUAUUUGACUAAACAUGAGAUUCAUUACAUUUUCAAACGGUUCUUGAAAAUCGGACCAUCCCAGAUAAAUGGAGAUUUCCAUUUCCGAUUUAAUUCUCACUACAUUAUGGAGGAAUUUCCGCAGUUGAAGUUCAACCCAUUCCAUAAUGAAAUCUUCAAGGUUUUCUCAUCCCAGAAAGAUGGACAUUUUUCCUUUGAGGACUUCCUAGAACUGUGCUCUGUUAUGUCGGAAAAUUGUCCUCUUAAAGUUAAAUCUGCUUGGGCAUUUAAGAUGUUUGACUUCAAUGAAGACAAUGAAAUCUCCCAAGAGGACAUCAAUGUCCUUCUGGAUCGUCUAACAGCCCCAUUGAAACUUCCAGGUGAAGACAAAGAUCACAUUUCGGAUACUCUCUUGAAAGAAAUGGACCUUCAGCAUACGGGAAGCAUGAGUCAAUUGGAAUUUCUUCAUGCUAUGAGCAAGAUGCCUGAAUUUGUAACUGCAUUUUCCUUUCGUCCCUGAAAUACUACCCCAAUCGAUGAUUCAUUUUCACGCGAAAGAAUUUCAUUGAACACUCUUUUUUUGCUUUGUGACUUCUCAAGUGCCAUUAACAAUGUGAUAUAUCUUAUCAAUUUCACUGGAAAUUGCUUUUUUUUUUACUUCAAUGAAACUUUCGAUAGAAAGGUUCCAGGAAAAUUUCAAGAAGAGACAGACACAAUUAGAUCAAUCUGAUAAGAGAAAUAAAAUAUCUUCUUAAACCAAUAAGAUAGUAUAAGAUAUGUAAAGAUUGAAUAAUUCUCUAUAAAGUCUAUAAAAAUCUAUAAAAUAUUGAAGUCAUAAAUCAUAGUUAAUUUGAAUUGCUUUCUGAUAAGGUUAUUUGCAAAGAUUACAAAUUGUUUUAAUAGUGUAAUUAUUUUUAAAUAUAUUGUAGAUAUUCAAGAAAACAAACUCUCUUCCCAUACAAAACCAUGUUUUUUGGGAUUGCACGAUAACGUGUCGUUUGAUUUUUCGUUCUUAUACGAAAAUACCCUUGAGCCAUUCCUAAUAACGUAUUUUCAAGGUCAAAGGUUAAAAAGGCUCUAAAGACCGUAUUUCUCAGGCGAACGGUAUCAUGUAUGCAGUCAUUGGAAAGGUCUUGGAAUUUCCGAUAAAACUACAUAGAUUCCAAACGUUUAUAAAUCGGUAAUGAACCGAUACAUAACCAGUAACUCAUUUUUAUCCAAAAAACAAUUCUAUUACUUUAAAAAAUAUUUUGGGGGAUCUUUUGAGUGAUAUAUGAAUCGGUUCAAAUCGGUUAAGAACCGGACAAGUAAAUCCUGUGAAAGUACUAGGGUAAAUUAGGCUAAUUCAAAACCUGUUCCAAAUGGAAAUUUUUUGCUAUUCCAAAUGGAAACGUCAUUGAUUUCAUGAUAAGUACAGUACCUACACAAGGGGUCUCGGUAGCUCAAUGGGCAAAGUGUUGGCUUUGUGACGCAGAGGCCCUCGGUUCGAUCCUUGAUCGAAGCGCGUCCGGUGAAUAAUUGGAAAACAGUUUUUCACCGUCCUUGAAAGCUACAAACUGAACGCAAAAAUAUCAAGAAGGGAAGUAUGAUAAAAGAUAAGGGAGCAAAAAAAGGAUUUGUGAUGGAGCAAAAAGAAAAAUGAUAAGGAGAGAUGAGUAAAUAAAAGUGAGCGAAAUGGCUAUAUGGACCUGAUUGAGUCUGACAGCCAAAAACAUAAAAAUAAGAGAGAGAGAGUACCUACACAGUAAAAAAUUGUGUGAGAAAUAAGGUUGUGUAUUUGAAAAGUUGUGUAAAUUCACAAGCAAUAUGGUUGUAAAUUGUAAAAUUACUAUCAUAGUGGUGGUACGAUACUAACAUUAAUGCUAGUAAAAUUAUGUAAUGUGUAAGGAAAUUUGUGUAUUGGAAAAUUUGUGUGAGAACUGUCAAAAUUCUAUUGUUUACUAUUGCAAUUUUUCUAAGAUUUCAGAUAGAUUUUGCAUUUUUAACUGCCUAAUUGUCUUCUGGAAUCAUUCAUUGGAUUCUUAAAAUGUGCCUCAGUCGUGAAAAAUUAGGAAUAAUUAUGUAAUAACAGAAAACAGAGGAAGCAUCAUGUAAAUUAGAAAAAUUGACGAUGCAGCUCUUGGCCAUUUGCUGAAGAGAAGUAAGCAAGUCGGUAGCGCAGGCAGAAAACACGAGACCAUCAACGCAAAGAUUAUGGGUUCAAGUCUCAGACUCUCUCUUAUUUUUUUUCCUUUUUUAUUCUUUUUUUCUUAGUUUAAUACCGAGGCAUAUCACAGAUAAUACAAAUAAACCGAACAAAAUUGCUCUACAAUCAAAAUUAUAGACAGGAAGCCAUUUUAUAAAAUUGAAAAUACACAACUUUGCCAAUACACAACAUUUCCAAUACACAAAAUUUACAACCAUAGCGCUCGUGCAAAAAUUACCAAUCGUAGUGGUUGUAAAUUUUUUUACUGUGUACUAAUUACUAUAUAUAUUUUCUAUACCACAGUUUCAUUAUUUAGUUAAUUUUGCUCCAAAUAAAGCGAAAAUCCAUUCAUAUUCACAAA
This is a messenger RNA of Phlebotomus papatasi, 2707 nucleotides long. Its product is annotated as calcium and integrin-binding protein 1-like. The transcript has 2 exons. Bases 124 to 681 code for a protein of 185 amino acids. Gene Ontology annotation, molecular function: calcium ion binding. The record is from RefSeq and is a predicted model, not a curated record. Lineage: Eukaryota; Metazoa; Arthropoda; Insecta; Diptera; Psychodidae.